AUGGAUGCACCCACCAAACCAACCAUUCCAUGGAAUCUCCGUGUAACGACAUCUCUUCUUUCUCUCCUUCUCAAAGCCUCCAGCCGCUCUAACGGCACAGUCAACCGUCGUCUCUUCAACCUCUUUGACUCCCAGCUCCCUCCUAAUCCCAACCCUAUCGACGGCGUCACCACCUCCGACGUCACUGUCGAUGCCACACGCAACCUUUGGUUUCGCCUCUUCUCUCCCACUACUUCCACCUCUGCCGCCACCCUUCCUGUCGUCGUCUUCUUCCAUGGCGGCGGCUUCACAUUCCUCUCCCCGGCCAUGACCAAGUACGACGCUUUCUGCCGCUCCCUGUUUCGCUCCAUCAACGCCGUCAUCAAACCUGCAGGGAAUCAGAGGGUGCAAGUUUCUCUCCUUCCUCCGCCACCACGGCUACUUCUGCCGCCACCGCCAAAUGAAGAGGGUUCAGGCGUGGAGAGGUCUUCGAGUCCAACCUCCGUCUUGGUCGAGUAA
Molecule: messenger RNA, 498 nt
Organism: Vigna radiata var. radiata (mung bean)
Lineage: Eukaryota; Viridiplantae; Streptophyta; Magnoliopsida; Fabales; Fabaceae
Product: probable carboxylesterase 18
Exons: 1
Coding region: 1-498 (165 amino acids)
Biological process (GO): pollen tube growth
Molecular function (GO): carboxylic ester hydrolase activity
Source: RefSeq, a predicted model, not a curated record